Vigna radiata var. radiata (mung bean) is the source of this 1104-nucleotide messenger RNA. RefSeq lists its product as uncharacterized. Lineage: Eukaryota; Viridiplantae; Streptophyta; Magnoliopsida; Fabales; Fabaceae. The transcript is spliced from 3 exons. The record is from RefSeq and is a predicted model, not a curated record. The coding region runs from base 1 to 1104 and encodes 367 amino acids.
AUGGCCACAACCGAACCUGAACAGCAGAUUUCCUUGAAGCUUGUGGUAACCAAAGAAAGGAACAAAGUAGUAUUUGCAGAGGCCGAGAAGGACUUUGUAGAUGUUCUCAUUAGCUUGCUCACAUUGCCUUUGGGAACUAUUAUAAGACUUGUGCGUGAGGAGUCAAAUAUGCAACCGAUUGAAGUUGGAUCACUUACCUCACUCUAUCGGAGUGUGGAAAAUCCAGACAAAGAAUUUCUUAGUACAGAUUCGUGCAAACAAAUGAUACUGCGACCAAAGAACUCAAUGGAACGUUGUUGCAAGAGUCUGAAGCUGAAAAUCGACGACACAAAGCCCACAGAGUACUUCGCUUGUACCAACCUAGACAAUUGUCGAUUUAAAAGCCCGGUCUUAAUAAGCAUGUUCAAGAAUAGAAGAUGCAGAUGUGGGUACAUGUUGGACAAACCCAUUUCUCUUGGAAGUUUCUCUGUCUUUGAUGGUUUUGUUAAGGAUGAUGAUACUUUUUUAAUCACAGAUGAUUUGAAAGUUGUGCCAAACUCAUUGAAUGCAUUUUUUGAUCUGUUCAAAAGUUGUGGAGUAGAAAGCCCGUCUUCAGUGAAUAAAAUGACGGUUACUGUAACCAAAAACCAGGUAAUGGAUCUGCUCAAAAGUUGUUUGAUCUCAACAGCAACUCUGACAAGUGUGUUCUUAGCAAAACCGAGUAUUGAAAAAUAUAGAAAAGUUGAAUUUCCUCCCUUUGAUGUGAAUGAAAAUGAUAGUUUCAAACUCAACGUGAAUAUAGUGCAGAGAAAAUCAAACGGGAAGAUAGUGUUUGCUCAAGGAAAAGAAGAUUUUGUAGACUUUCUUCUUAGUUUGCUGACAAUUCCUUUAAGAGGAGUGCAUGAAAAUAGUUUCCAAGGAUUUAAAGAUGUGGAUUUUGUUGAUCCUAAAGAAAAUAGUAAAAAUAUUGUAAAAGGGCCCACCGUGUACAUGGUAACAGAUGAUUUAGUUGUGACGCCAAUGACGUCAACUUCUGUUAUAUCUUUACUUGCAACUAUGAGCAUUCCCUUCAGUGACUUGGAAGAGAAAGAGUUUAGCAUUGGCAUCAAGGAGGUAGGAAAGUAA